CCCCAUUCCUUUCCUCCCCUGAAGCCCCGCUAUCUUUAGCACUGUCGCGGAUUACCGUGCACUGAGAGCAGGAUCGACUACCUGCCCCAUCGCUUCCCCCCAAGCCCCGAAGAGAGCUCCUCAAAACGAACUACACAGCGACAUAAAUCCCCACAAAGGAUGGGGGAAUGACAACGAAAUUCCCGUUCGCGGUUCUCCGUUCCCGACAAGACUACCACCUCCAGCACCCGCGACGAUGCUGCUGCUCUCCAGCCCGCGGAGUGAACGCCAACGCCGGGCCUCGACGUUGCUCCUUGCCGCGGUCGUGCUCUGCGUCUUUCGCGCUGCUGCAAGCCUGCCAGCCGGCAGAACGUGCCCUCACCACAUCGACUGUGCCAAAGAGGGACGCCACCUGUGCCGACCCGGAUUCACCACCUGUGGCUCCUGCCUCGCUCCGCUGGUGGAGGACGAGACUGGUCGCUGUGUGACCAAAAGGAGAUAUCAUCAACAUGCUAAAGCGCCAUUGUACCCAGACUUGGAUGAAGAGAUCGAUUUCAUCCACUCAUACAUUGAAAAACAGGAAGUGUCUGCGAUCGAAGCACCCAAAACACAUUUGAAACCUCCCGUCGCCGUCCUCUCAGCCAAAAGCCGAAUCAAGAUCGCCGCCUCCGAACAGGGGCAACUGGGCCGAGAUGGCUCGUCCGCCCAAACCCGAAACGGCACCGCUGCAGGGUCCCGUCUCAGCAACGCGUCCACCCCGCAACCCACCCGAGGGGACGGUCGAGGCGGCCCGCUCGUCCAGAACGCUUACAAGGACGACAAGAUCAUCAUCAUUGUCAUCUCCUUGUUCGUGGCGAUCGGCACCGUAGCAUUGAUCAUGGCGACUGUCUGCUACGUCAAGUUGCGUAAAGAAUCGCGUCUGGCUCAGAAGGUGGACUAUCCCGCCUUCAGGGGUGCAGGUGUGACCGCCGCCACUGGUGCCGGUAAAUCGGUUGGGGAUAAAACUCUAGCACAAAGUGCUCAAAUGUACCACUAUCAGCACCAAAAACAGCAGAUGCUCUCUAUUGGAAAUCACAAACCGGAACAAAAAAACAUGGACUCGGAGAUCACCUCAGAUGAAGAAGAGGCAGGAGACUUCACGGUGUAUGAAUGUCCUGGACUUGCUCCGACCGGCGAGAUGGAGGUGAAAAAUCCUCUGUUUGACGACUCCACCAUGCAUUAUCAGGGGAAUCAAAAGUGAAUGCUGAACACUCACACACACACGUGCAAACACUCACACUUGCAUGCAGACAAACGGAGGAAAACUGGCAGAAGACGAGACGAUUAAAAAAAAAAUUGUAUUGUCUCUCGCUUUUGGCCCUUUACUAAUUCUUCCCGCGCCUUCUCCAUGCCUCUCUCCUUCCUGCUUUUAUGACCCUGGUGUAAUUUUGGGUUCUUUGUGAAUUUUAAGUCUUUUAACACAAAGACUCCUCCUUGAGUUGUUGCUUGUGAGCGUCCUGUCCUCAAAUUAAAUUUUAAACUCUUUACGUUGCAAUAUCUCUUUCCGUCAUUUCUGCUGCUGUUUGCGAAGACUGUGAUAAAAUAGCAAGAGCAUGUAGGAACACACACACACACACACAUACACACACACGCAUAAGCAGAAAAACAGGUGCACUUCUUUGUUUUGUCAUGCGUAGCUUGUGGCUAAACCACAUUCUUAGCAGGAAAUAUUUAACAUCCCAUCUCUGAAAUUUUAGCAUCACCGUUGCUGAUUUGAUUUUUCGUCAUAUGAGCUGCGCAUAAAGAUUUUAAGAUAUAGAAAUAUAUAUAUGUACGUACUGUAUAUCCAUAUAUAUGUUAUUAUAUAUACAUAUAUGUAUAUAUAGACGUAUAUACGUACUUAUACAGUAUGUACGCAUCCACAUAUGAAGUACUUGAUGAUGUCUGUUGCAUGGUUUGAGCGUAUUGUGCAAUGCAAAAAUCCUUCUGCCUCCUGCUUAUGCAGCCUGUCAAUAGAGGACGAAUGUACAGUCCAAGUGACAUUUGAAUGAUUUUUUUCCUGCGGUGGAGAGUAGGAAAGAUGGUAGUAGGGCUCUUUUUGGAGGGGGGGGGGGGGACAGACUAUAUUGAUAGAUGUAUCGGUGGUCAAUUUCACUAUCUUGUGUUGUCCCGCUCUGUCAUCUUGUCGGUCCCAAAGUGAAUCUCCUGCUGCAAAAAUGUACAUAAAAGCGUGAAAGUGUUCACCUUUUAUAGAUAUUUGUACAUGCAGAACAAGGAUCGGUAAUAAAACUUUUUACCACGGCA
Syngnathus acus (greater pipefish) is the source of this 2262-nucleotide messenger RNA. RefSeq names its product neural proliferation, differentiation and control, 1a (gene npdc1a). Gene Ontology annotation, cellular component: membrane. Lineage: Eukaryota; Metazoa; Chordata; Actinopteri; Syngnathiformes; Syngnathidae. The transcript has 9 exons. The coding region runs from base 236 to 1219 and encodes 327 amino acids. The record is from RefSeq and is a predicted model, not a curated record.